This is a messenger RNA of Molossus molossus (Pallas's mastiff bat), 3009 nucleotides long. It is a transcript of the gene GPATCH1, whose product is annotated as G-patch domain containing 1. The record is from RefSeq and is a predicted model, not a curated record. The transcript is spliced from 21 exons. Gene Ontology annotation, cellular component: nucleus. Gene Ontology annotation, molecular function: RNA binding. The coding region runs from base 2 to 2839 and encodes 945 amino acids. Lineage: Eukaryota; Metazoa; Chordata; Mammalia; Chiroptera; Molossidae. Gene Ontology annotation, biological process: mRNA processing.
GAUGGCGGCACUGGAUAGUGACAGCGACGAGGACUUGGUCAGCUAUGGGACAGGCUUGGAGCCCCUGGAAGAAGGUGAAAGACCAAAGAAACCAAUUCCUCUUCAGGAUCAGACUGUCAGAGAUGAAAAAGGAAGGUAUAAACGGUUUCAUGGAGCCUUUAGUGGAGGGUUCUCUGCUGGGUACUUCAACACUGUUGGCUCAAAAGAAGGAUGGACACCUUCUUCCUUUGUGUCUUCACGACAGAACAGAGCAGACAAAUCUGUUCUUGGUCCUGAAGAUUUUAUGGAUGAAGAGGAUCUUAGUGAAUUUGGGAUAGCACCUAAAGCGAUUGUUACCACAGAUGAUUUUGCUUCCAAAACCAAAGAUAGAAUACGAGAAAAGGCCAGGCAGUUGGCAGCUGCUACUGCCCCUAUUCCUGGAGCCACUCUGCUUGAUGACCUCAUAACAUCAGCCACAUUAUCUGUUGGUUUUGAAUUGCUAAGAAAAAUGGGUUGGAAGGAAGGACAAGGAAUUGGUCCUCGAGUAAAGAGAAGACCGCGCCGACAAAAACCUGAUCCUGGAGUAAAAAUCUAUGGCUGUGCAUUACCUCCUGGAGGCUCUGAAGGAUCUGAGGACGAAGAUGAUGACUACCUGCCAGAAAAUGUGACCUUUGCACCCAAAGAUGUCAUGCCUGUGGAUUUCACACCUAAAGAUAAUGUACAUGGACUGGCUUACAAGGGCCUGGAUCCCCACCAAGCGUUGUUUGGAACUUCGAGAGAACAUCUUAAUCUUUUCAGUGGGAGACCUGAGGGGACCAGCAAUCUUAUUGGAGAUAUUGGAAUGAAUAAAGGAAGAAAACUGGGAAUUUCAGGCCAGGCUUUUGGUGUCGGUGCCCUGGAAGAUGAAGAUGAUGAUAUCUAUGCCACAGAAACUCUGUCCAAGUAUGACACCAUUUUGAAGGAUGAGGAGCCUGGAGAUGGACUCUACGGCUGGACAGCGCCCAAGCAAUAUCAAAGUCAGAAAGAAUCAGAGAAAGAUCUUCGAUACAUUGGCAAAAUAUUGGAUGGAUUUUCCUUGGCUUCUAAACCUUUGUCUUCUAAGAAAAUUUAUCCACCACCUGAAUUGCCAAGAGGCUAUCGACCAGUGCAUUAUUUCAGACCUGUCGUGGCUGCAACCUCAGAAAACUCCCAUUUACUUCAGGUGUUAUCAGAAUCAUCUGGAAAGCAAAUACAUGACCCAGGGACACAUAGUAGGCACCAACUGAAUGCCUCCAAGCGGGGAGAGUUGCUAGGAGAAACACCUAUUCAAGGUUCAGCUACGUCCGUGUUAGAAUUUCUAUCCCAAAAAGAUAAAGAGAGAUUCAAAGAAAUGAAGCAAGCCACUGACCUUAAAGCAGCUCAACUCAAGGCCAGGAGCCUGGCCCAGAACGCCUCAAGCAGCAGAACCCAGCCCUCCUCUGCAGACGUCGGGCACCACUCUUGGCACACGGCACUGAGUGGCGGGACAGCCACCACAAAAGCCAGCAACUUCAAACCUUUCGCCAAAGAUCCAGAGAAGCAAAAACGAUACGAGACGUUUUUAGUAAAGAUGAAACAGGGACAGAAAGAUGCUCUGGAGCACUGUCUGGAUCCCAGUAUGACAGAGUGGGAGCGAGGCCGAGAACGGGAGGAGUUUUCUCGGGCAGCCCUGCUGUAUGCAUCUUCCCAUUCGACCUUGUCCUCCAGGUUCACUCAUGCCAAAGAGGAAGACGAUUCAGAUCAAGUGGAAGUUCCUCGAGACCAAGAGAAUGAUGUCAAUGACAAGCAGUCAGCUGUGAAAAUGAAGAUGUUUGGGAAGCUCACCCGAGACACGUUUGAAUGGCACCCUGACAAGCUUCUAUGUAAGAGGUUUAAUGUCCCUGACCCUUAUCCAGAUUCAACUUUAGUUGGCUUACCAAGAGUGAAACGUGACAAAUACUCAGUCUUCAACUUUCUGACACUCCCAGAGACAGCUUCCUUGCCUACAACUCAAGCGUCAAGUGAAAAAGUACUGCAGCACCGAGGUCCUGACAAAUCAAGAAAACCAUCCAGAUGGGAUACAUCUAAACAAGAAAAGAAAGAAGAUUCCAUUAGUGAAUUCUUAAGUUUGGCUAGAUCAAAAGUUGGUCCACUUAAACAAGAGUCUAGUCCAUUAGGAAACAAAGAGGAAGAGCCUGUGAAGGAAUCACUCUCAAAUAAGCUGGUAAACAAAGGUGUGGAUUCACAGACUGAAGGAGAAGAGAGCCGCCCAUCCAUGGACUUAUUCAAGGCCAUCUUUGCCAGCUCCUCGGAAGAAAAGUCCUCAUCCUCUGAGGAUGAGCAGGGCGACAGCGAGGAUGAUCAGGAGGAUAUUGGGGAGGCUGGUUUCAAAAGUUCCCAGGAGGCUGGCUUGGUGGAAACAUCAUCCGUGGCACAGAAUGGCCCUUCUUCGAAGACACCAUUCAACCCUUCAGGUUGCACGAGUGAGCCGGCCCGGCAGGAGCCCGCCCCUUCCUUCGUGAUACAGAAGAUGCAGAUAGAUGAAAGAGAAGAGUUCGGUCCGCGGCUGCCUCCUGUCUUCUGCCCCAAUGCUCGUCAGAAACUUGAGUCUCCUCCAAAAGAGAAACAUAAAAAGAACAAAGAAAAACAUAAGACCAAGAAAGAGCACAGACGGAAGAAAGAGAAGAAAAAGAAACACCGGAAGCACAAACACAAAGGCAAGCAAAAGAAUAAAAAGUCAGAGAAAAGUAGUAGUUCUGAGAGUUCCGACAGCAGUGACAGCCAGAGUGAAGAAGGUCCUGCAGACAUGUCACCCCAGGAACUGCUGAGACGGCUAAAACAUCUCCCCCUAAGGAGGCAGUGACCAAACUCUGCCCUGGCCUGUUCCAAAACCCGAUCUCCUCCGUGAUGGAAGCCCAUUGAUUGCUCAGUCAAUACAUUGUACAGAUUGUGUUUAUAUGUAAAUUCGUGCUGUAAAAUAAUUUUUAAAGCCUUGACAUUUCAAAGGCUGCCUUGGAAGGUUGCAGAAAUUGG